Molecule: messenger RNA, 727 nt
Organism: Alternaria rosae
Lineage: Eukaryota; Fungi; Ascomycota; Dothideomycetes; Pleosporales; Pleosporaceae
Exons: 1
Coding region: 21-296 (91 amino acids)
Source: RefSeq, a predicted model, not a curated record
GUCGCUUUGAUGCCGUUACGAUGCAUUGCGGGAAGUUGAGUGCUGCUACUGUACACAAAGCGUUCGCUGCUCUCGCAGGUUUCAGGCGCUGGGCGUCAUUUGCGGCAUGCUCGCUCCUGCCGCACCUGGCGAGGGCCCUGAGCGCUCCUGCCCGACGCCACGAGCGUACCUUCCUCGCGGCGCACCCACCAAGGGCAAGAGCGACUGGCAAACAGAACCACCGAAACAACGUCUUCUCAUUGCUCGAGCCCGCCGCCCACGAGCACACCGCAAGACGUGAUCCACUGCAUCGAUAGCGUCUAUCUACGCCAUCUCGGCCAGUCGUUCGUAGCGUCCCAGUAGUUACCAACGGCGGCUAUGCGCCUGCGCGCUGCUACUGGCCAGUCCCAUCGCGGCCACCGCAGCCCUUCAGCCACGCACACUCGCUCUAAAUAUACCCACCACCACCUGUUCAUCAGCUCCAGCGACACUUCUGCAAAGGCAUUGGUGUGCACCCGUCUCUUCUCCGCAACGAUGAACAGCGUGGCAUGCGCAUGAAUGGAUCCACGCUCUGCACACGCCAUCUCAAAUCAUUCACCUGUCUGUCAGCAGUCAGCUUCCAAAUGUCCGCAUCUCCCACGCGCAAUCUGCAAUGCAUGUCGUGCGGGAGGAGCAUGCUUGUUGGCGUGUGCCGACCCCGGACCUGGCUGCUGUCACGCUCCCACUGCAGAUCCAGCGAGAUGCUCGG